This is a messenger RNA of Condylura cristata (star-nosed mole), 1699 nucleotides long. It is a transcript of the gene ENGASE, whose product is annotated as endo-beta-N-acetylglucosaminidase. Gene Ontology annotation, cellular component: cytoplasm. The record is from RefSeq and is a predicted model, not a curated record. Gene Ontology annotation, biological process: protein deglycosylation. Gene Ontology annotation, molecular function: mannosyl-glycoprotein endo-beta-N-acetylglucosaminidase activity. NCBI's taxonomy places the organism in Eukaryota, Metazoa, Chordata, Mammalia, Eulipotyphla, Talpidae. The transcript is spliced from 11 exons.
AUGGGCGGGGAGACGCCCCGGCAGCGCCUCUCCGCGGGAGCCCCAGGACCUGUGCGGAGGAGGCUUGGAGGAGCCUGCGCGCGGGGGCUGGCCUGGGCCCACCUGACAAAGGGGGUGGACACGCCGGACGCCAGCUGCCCGGGCGCUGUGUCACCCACCAGCGCCAAAGCUUCAUGUUCUGCAGUCUCCAGCGCCAGGUAUUACGACAAGGACACCGGCAGCCCCGUGAGCUUCUACCUGUCCUCCCUGGAGGAGCUCCUGGCAUGGGCGCCCACCGCCGACGACAGCUUCAACGUGGCCUCGAAGCCCCUGGAGGCCCGCCAGCCCCCGCUGAGCAGCCAGAGGCCCCGCACCUUGCUGUGCCACGACAUGAUGGGCGGGUACCUGGGUGACAGGUUCAUCCAGGGCUCCCGCAUGGCCGACCCCUACACCUUCUACCACUGGCAGUACAUCGACAUCUUCGUGUACUUCAGCCACCACAUGGUCACCAUCCCGCCAGUGGGCUGGACCAACGUCGCCCACAGUCACGGGGUCUGCGUGCUGGGGACGCUCAUCACCGAGUGGAAGGAGGGUGGGCGGCUCUGCGAGGCCUUCCUGGCCGGGGAGGAGCGCUCCUUCCGCGCCGUGGCCGACCAGCUGGUCCGGGUGGCCCAGUUCUUCCGAGGGUUUACUGCGGGGCUUCACGGUCUCUCCUAGCCGGCGGCAGUGGGGAACACGCCCCAUUUCCUCCGCUACCUGACCGCCCAGCUCCACCAACAGCUCCCAGGGGGGCUGGUGCUCUGGUACGACAGCGUGGUGACCAGCGGGCAGCUCAGGUGGCAGGAUGAGCUGAACGAGCACAACAGGGUCUUCUUCGAGGCCUGCGACGGCUUCUUCACCAACUACAACUGGCGGGAGGAGCAUCUGGAGCGGAUGCUGGAGCAGGCCGGCCGGCGCCGGGCCGACGUGUACGUGGGCAUCGACGUGUUCGCCCGGGGGAACGUGGUCGGGGGCCGAUUCGACACCGCCAAGUCGCUGGAGCUGGUCCGCAAGCACGGCUUCUCGGCGGCCCUGUUCGCCCCCGGCUGGGUGUACGAGUGCCUGGAGAAGAAGGAUUUCCUCCAGAACCAGGACAGGUUCUGGAGUCUGCUGGCGCCCCACCUGCCCACACACAGCAUCUGCUCCCUGCCCUUCGUCACCUCCUUCUGCCUGGGCAUGGGCCUCCGGCGCGUCUGCUACGGCCAGGAGGAGGCGGUGGGGCCUUGGUACCACCUGAGCGCCCAGGACAUCCAGCCCCUGUUUGGGGAGCACCGGCCGGAGGGCGGCGGCCAGGGCUGGGUGAAGACGCACUGCUGCCUGACGGACGCCUGGCACGGGGGCAGCUCCCUGCUCGUCCAGGGGCACCUGCCGCCCGAGGCCGGAGACGUGGCGGUGAGGCUGUUCUCCCUGCACGUCCCGGUGCCGCCCAGGAUCUUCUUGUCCCUGGUGUACAAGCUGGAGGGGCCCUCGGGCGUCAGGGUGGCGCUGGAACUGAGCACUGGGGAGGCGGGCAGCUGCAGCGUGGGCGGUGCUUCGGAGCUGGACGCGCGAAGCAGCCCCAGGCUCAGGCCCCGGCCCCUCCGGGUGCCCCCCACCAAGCUGGCCAGGUGGGUGGGCCGCUGUAGCCAGCCGCUCCGCGGGGGCUGGGUCCAACGGUGAGUUCCCAGCCCUCCCCGCAGGG